Molecule: messenger RNA, 2076 nt
Organism: Microtus oregoni (creeping vole)
Lineage: Eukaryota; Metazoa; Chordata; Mammalia; Rodentia; Cricetidae
Product: zinc finger protein 431-like
Exons: 3
Coding region: 1-2076 (691 amino acids)
Source: RefSeq, a predicted model, not a curated record
AUGCUGGAGACCUUCAGGAACCUCACUACUACAGGGUACAUUUUGGAGGUCUGUAACACUGAAGAACAUAGUCAAUGCUCUAGAAGACCUACAAGGAAUGAAAAAACACAUACCAGAGAAAAAUGCUGUGAAAUUAAGCAAUGUGGUAAAGCCUUUGAUUAUCACAGUCAUCAUCAAAUGCAUGAAAGAACACCCACUGGAGAGAAACCCUAUGAAUAUAGUCAAGAUGGUAAAGACUGUGUUCAUUAUGAAACUCAUCAAAGUCAUAAAAGAACACAUAAUGAAGAAAAAUCAUAUAAAUUUAAUGCGCUUGGUAAGGCCUUUGCUGAUCACAGUCAUCUUCAAAAGAAUAAAAGAACACAUACUAGAGAGAAACCCUAUGAAUGUUUUCAAUGUGGUAAAUGCUUUGCAUGUCAGGAUAAUCUUCAAACACAUAAAAGAACACGUACUGGAGAGAAACCCUAUGAAUGUAAUCAGUGUGGUAAGGCCUUUGCUCAGAAAAGUAAUCUUCAAAUGCAUAAAAGAGCACAUAAUGGAGAGAAGCCUUAUGAAUUUAGUCAGUGUGGUAAAUACUUUGCACAUCUGGAUUACCUUCAAUUGCAUGAAAGAACACAUUCUGGAGAGAAACCCUAUGAAUGUAAUCAGUGUGGUAAGGCCUUUGCUCGACCUAGUACUCUUCAAAGUCAUAAAAGAACACAUACUGGAGAGAAACCCUGUGAAUGUCAUCAGUGUGGUAAGGCCUUUGCUCGACCUAGUACUCUUCAAAUGCAUAAAAGAACACAUACUGGAGAGAAACCCUAUGAAUGUAAUCAGUGUGGUAAGGCCUUUGCUCAACAUGGUAGUCUUCAAAUGCAUAAAAGAACACAUACUGGAGAGAAACCCUAUAAAUGUAGUCAGUGUGGUAAGGCCUUUGCACAUCAUCGUCACCUUCAAUACCAUAAAAGAACACAUACUGGAGAGAAACCCUAUGAAUGUAAUCAGUGUGGUAAGGCCUUUGCAUAUCUUAGUAAUCUUCAAGAGCAUAAAAGAACACAUUCUGGAGAGAAACCCUAUGAAUGUAAUCAGUGUGGUAAGGCCUUUGCUCAACACAGUCAUCUUCAAACGCAUAAAAGAACACACACUGGAGAGAAACCCUAUGAAUGUAAUCAGUGUGGUAAGGCCUUUGCUCGACCUAGUACUCUUCAAAGUCAUAAAAGAACACAUACUGGAGAGAAACCCUAUGAAUGUCAUCAGUGUGGUAAGGCCUUUGCUCACCGUGGUACUCUUCAAAUGCAUAAAAGAACACAUACUGGGGAGAAACCCUAUGAAUGUAAUCAGUGUGGUAAGGCCUUUGCUCGACCUAGUACUCUUCAAAGGCAUAAAAGAACACAUACUGGAGAGAACCCCUAUGUAUGUAUUCAGUGUGGUAAGGCCUUUGCCCAUCAUAGUCACCUUCAAUACCAUGAAAAAACACAUACUGGUGAGAAACCCUAUGAAUGUAAUCAGUGUGGUAAGGCCUUUGCUCAACACAGUCAUCUUCAAAGGCAUAAAAGAACACACACUGGAGAGAAACCCUAUGAAUGUAAUCAGUGUGGUAAGGCCUUUGCUCGACCUAGUACUCUUCAAAGUCAUAAAAGAACACAUACUGGAGAGAAACCCUAUGAAUGUCAUCAGUGUGGUAAGGCCUUUGCUCACCGUGGUACUCUUCAAAUGCAUAAAAGAACACAUACUGGGGAGAAACCCUAUGAAUGUAAUCAGUGUGGUAAGGCCUUUGCUCAACGUGGUACUCUUAAAAGGCAUAAAAGAACACAUACUGGAGAGAACCCCUAUGUAUGUAUUCAGUGUGGUAAGGCCUUUGCCCAUCAUAGUCACCUUCAAUACCAUGAAAAAACACAUACUGGUGAGAAACCCUAUGAAUGUAAUCAGUGUGGUAAGGCCUUUGCUUAUCUUAGUCAUCUUCAAAAACAUAAAAGAACACAUACUGGAGAAAAACCCUAUGAAUGUAAUCAGUGUGGUAAGGCCUUUGCUCAACACAGUCAUCUUCAAAGGCAUAAAAGAACACAUACUGGAGUGAAAUCCUUUAAAUGUAAUCAAUGA